CAGGCUCCAGGCUCUGAGCUGUCAGCACAGAGCCCAACGCGGGGCUUGAACUCACAAACUGCGAGAUCCUGAUCUGAGCCAAAGUUGGACACUCAACCUACUGAGCCACCCAGGCACCCCUCCAAUAUUUCCUUUUUAUGACUGAAUACUAUGCCUUUGUAUGGGUAUACCACAUUUUGUUUAUUCAUUCAUUAUUUGAUGGACAUUUGGGUUGUUUCCAUUUUUUAGCUAAUAUGAAUAAUACUGCUAUGAACACUUUCAGUCUGUUCUUAAUUUUAUUCCGUCGUUAUUUUUCUUCUGGAGGCGUUCAUUAUCCUUCCAUAACACCUACUCUACAGAAUUCUUACUAUAUUAGCCUAACAAUUUAUAUUCUCUGUGUCAUAUCUGGGCUAUAAAGCCCUACAGGAGAAGUUACACAACUAUUUCGUGAAACCAACUGGUGGAGCUACACAUUCUUGGAAUUCUUGAUGCAAAGCAAAUUUUCCAAGACUCAUUCAGCUUGUGAAACUUUGUAUCGCAAUGAUUGAUACCGGAAAGGCCUUUUGUGUUGCAAAUAAACAAUUCAUGAAUGGGAUUCGAGACCUGGCACAAUAUUCUAGUAAUGAUGCUGUAGUUGAGACAAGUUUAACCAAGUUUUCUGACAGUCUUCAAGAAAUGAUAAAUUUUCACACAAUCCUAUUUGACCAAACUCAGAGAUCAAUUAAAGCACAGCUUCAGAACUUUGUUAAAGAAGACCUUAGAAAAUUCAAAGAUGCCAAGAAGCAAUUUGAAAAAGUCAGUGAAGAAAAAGAAAAUGCAUUAGUAAAAAAUGCUCAAGUACAAAGAAACAAACAGCACGAAGUUGAGGAAGCCACAAACAUUUUGACAGCAACAAGAAAAUGUUUUCGACAUAUAGCCCUCGACUACGUACUUCAGAUUAAUGUCCUUCAAUCAAAACGAAGAUCAGAAAUCCUAAAAUCAAUGUUAUCUUUUAUGUAUGCCCAUUUGGCCUUCUUCCAUCAAGGAUAUGAUCUAUUCAGUGAACUUGGGCCCUACAUGAAGGAUCUUGGUGCACAGUUGGAUCGACUGGUUGUAGAUGCAGCAAAGGAGAAAAGAGAGAUGGAGCAAAAACAUUCCACCAUUCAACAAAAGGAUUUCUCCAGUGAUGAUUCUAAGUUAGAAUAUAAUGUAGAUGCUGCAAAUGGCAUUGUUAUGGAAGGAUAUCUGUUCAAACGAGCCAGCAAUGCCUUCAAAACUUGGAACAGGAAAAAGCCCGAUCAUAUCAGACGCUGGUUUUCAAUACAGAACAAUCAGCUGGUAUAUCAGAAAAAGUUUAAGGAUAACCCCACCGUGGUAGUGGAAGAUCUAAGGCUGUGCACAGUGAAACACUGUGAAGACAUAGAACGACGUUUCUGCUUUGAGGUAGUCUCUCCAACAAAAAGUUGUAUGCUUCAGGCAGAUUCUGAAAAACUGCGCCAGGCAUGGAUUAAGGCUGUUCAGACCAGUAUUGCUACUGCUUAUAGAGAGAAGGGUGAUGAAUCAGAGAAGCUGGAUAAGAAAUCAUCUCCAUCCACAGGAAGCCUGGAUUCUGGAAAUGAGUCAAAAGAUAAAUCGUUGAAAGGAGAAAGUGCACUGCAGCGAGUCCAGUGUAUCCCUGGCAAUGCCAGCUGUUGUGACUGUGGUCUGGCGGACCCACGGUGGGCCAGCAUCAACCUGGGCAUCACCCUGUGUAUCGAGUGUUCUGGGAUUCACCGGAGUCUUGGAGUUCAUUUUUCAAAAGUACGAUCUUUAACUUUAGAUACCUGGGAGCCUGAACUUUUGAAGCUUAUGUGUGAAUUGGGAAAUGAUGUUAUAAACCGAGUUUAUGAAGCUAAAGUGGAAAAAAUGGGAAUAAAGAAACCACAACCAGGACAAAGACAGGAGAAAGAGACAUAUAUCAAAGCAAAAUAUGUGGAGAGGAAAUUUGUGGAUAAAUAUUCUAUAUCAUCAUCACCUCCUGAGCAGGAAAAAAGGAUUGUCUCCAAAAGUUGCGAAGAAAAGAGGCUGAGCAUUUCUAAACUUGGGCCAGGUGACCAAGUCAGAGUACCUCCCCCAAGUUCAGUGGUUGCUGUAAAUAGCGACGAGGCCAGGCGGGAGUCUCUGUUCUGUCCUGAUGAGCUAGAUUCACUCUUCUCCUACUUUGAUACUUCUUCAAAACUACGUAGUAUUAAAAGUAAUGAUAGUGGAAUCCAGCAGAUUUCUGAUGAUGGAAGAGAAUCUUUACCCUCGACAGUGUCUGCCAAUAGUUUAUAUGAGACUGAAGGAGAAAGGCAAGAUUCUUCUGUGUUUCUCGACUCUAAACAUCUUAAUCCGGGACUCCAGCUUUAUAGGGCUUCAUAUGAAAAAAAUCUUCCUAAAAUGGCUGAGGCUUUGGCUCAUGGUGCAGAUGUGAACUGGGCUAAUUCAGAGGAAAAUAAAGCAACACCACUUAUUCAGGCUGUAUUAGGGGGUUCUUUGGUGACAUGCGAGUUUCUUCUACAGAAUGGUGCUAAUGUGAACCAAAGAGAUGUGCAAGGGCGGGGCCCACUGCACCAUGCCACUGUCUUGGGGCACACAGGGCAGGUAUGUUUAUUCCUAAAACGAGGUGCCAAUCAACAUGCCACUGAUGAAGAAGGGAAAGACCCUUUGACUAUAGCUGUGGAAGCAGCCAAUGCUGAUAUAGUGACCUUGUUACGUUUAGCAAGAAUGAAUGAAGAGAUGCGGGAAUCAGAAGGACUUUAUGGACAGCCAGGUGAUGAAACCUACCAGGAUAUUUUUCGUGAUUUUUCCCAAAUGGCAUCCAAUAAUCCAGAGAAACUAAAUCGUUUCCAACAAGAUUCACAGAAAUUCUGAGUUUUUUUUAAAGAAGGGGAAAAGAUUAAAUUGAAUGAUCCCCUAAUGUACUAAUGUGUACGUCUGAAAACUCACAAAUUUUUACUGCCUUAAAUCUACUUAAUUUUAGUAGGUAUUGAGUGGUUUGGAAAAAAGGUACCCAUUCAUUGAUAUUUUUAUAAAUGAAAACAUAGAGUUCUAGUAGUUGGGAGAAGAACCUAAGGACCGCUUUUAUUUAAAAAAAAAAAAAAAAAAGCCUGUUUAAAGGGCUAUUUUUUAUAGAUAAAGCUAAAUCUAGACUUAGGCCAUUUCUAGGUUACAAGAUGCUAAGGUUAGACAAAAUUUCUGUUUUUUCCAAUGGUUGGUAGCAUUGGUUUUUGUUUUCCAUGCAUCGUGCCCAGGAUCAUUCAGUCAAGCAUGUCUGCAUCAAGUGGGAGCCAACUGUCCUGCCUGCCUGAAGAAUAUGUCUUGUCUUUAGCCUCCCUGAUGAUUUUUGGUGGUUCAUGUGUGGUUUUGGUAGCCUAGCUGUCAUACUCACAAUACGUAAUUUCAUUAUCAGAACUAGAGAAUAUGUUUCCCCUGUUUGCUCAUUAAUGUAGUGAUACUCCUUAGACGUCUGGUUAUUGUUGUGUACUUUAACAUACAUGUAAUGGCUGUACAAAGUAGACAGAACUCAAGUCCUUUAGAGUUACUCCAUUUUUUGAAGGAAAAGAACCCUUAACAUUUUUUUUUUUUUUUUUAAUCACCAAAAGAAUUCUUACUUAAAGAAAUUGUAGUCCUUCAUUGUUCGGUUGAUUUCCUAAAACCUUGACAAAUUUAUUGAUGUAAUAAAACUAUGUUUCAAAGGUUACUUGAAUGUUGCAAAAUUAUGCUUUCAUCAAAUUGUAAUUUUUAAAGGAAAAGUUGAUUUAUAAAAUAAUGUAGAACAUUUUUAUAUUUGAAAUUUGUCCUUUUCAAGAUAGAUUUUUGCUGUUGCACUGAGUGAAAGAAAAGUCUCUGAAAAAGAAAAAACUCAUGUUUUUCUUAGGUUAUACUGAACUAUAUAAUGAUAAAUUGUUUUUAAUUUUUUUCAACAUCUAUCCUGUGUACUUUUAUACACAGUGUAUAUGAUUUUAAAUUAAUACCAUCUAUAUAUAGAUAUAGUGGUUGGCUUACAUGAAACAGAGACCCUUGAAUUCCAAAACCUUACAGAUCUACUAAUUUAUCAUGUAAAUGCUAUAAAUUCGUCUGAUUCCAUCUUUGAUUGACGUAUCUUGUCAGGAGUAUAAAAUAAGGAAUUUGCCUUAUGGUUUCUAAUAAUUGUCAACAAUUAAAUUUAAUCUUUUACAAGUUACAUGUAAGUAAUAUUAUUGAUACCCAAAUUCUAAAUAAGAAUUUUAAAAAUUUGGGUUAUCAAACAAGUAGAAAGAUUACAUUUAAUUUGGCAGAUAAUAAGUUUUCUAACAUUCUUCCCCCCAAUAACUAGAGUUUUAUAAGUUGAUUGAAUGUCAAAUGAGGAUUUGUUUAAAUAGGAAUUACACUGAAGUAAAUUCAUGUCACAGAAAAGUUUCCAUAUUUGUUUCCAAAUUGUGUGCAUACAAUGCUUAUUUAGUAAUAAUCACAGUGUAUUAGAUAAAGAUAAAAUAUAUUUAUGAAAUAUUUCUAAGAAAAUACUAACUUCCACAGCCUGUAUUUUAAUUGCAACAAUAACAGGAACAUUAUGAAAUCUUCCCUGUUUCACCUCAUAGUCACAGGUCGUCUGGCUUUGCAAAAGUCUGGUUUGUAAACCUUUUUGUUAGAGUGUACUUUGAAAUUGUCCCAAAAGUUCAAGGAUAAGGAAAUAUGUUUAAAACAAACCAAAGGAAAAAGAGGGCCUCACCUUUCCUUUGUAGUGCCUAUUCCUGAAUAAUAAGUAAUAAUAUGUGAAAUUAUUCCUAAGCCUGGUAGAAUUAGAAUAUAGACUUCCUGUUUAAUCGUAGGGCUUCACUUCUGAAGCUCCUAACCUUUAUCUGGGAACCCCGGACAGUUUGGCUUUUGGAUCCAGCCGUUGGGUGCUUCAGAUCACCUCCGGGAUCUCUCCUUGUGACGGCAGUUCCUUAUGACACUCUUAACUCCUGUGGCUUGCAUCAUGAGUUGUUAAUGUGGUAGUAAUUAGUGUCUACCUAAAUUUAAUGAUCAGAGAUGUAUUUGAAGGGUACUCACUUAAAAGAUGAUCAUGGUUCUGAAUAUCUUCAGAGAAAGCUAAAUCUUUUAACAGUAUACUGAGCCUGGCAAUACGAAAAUACAUUCCUGUGGCUUGAUUUCUUGAACAUGCCAAGACUCAGUUUGGAUGAAAUUUGGCAGAAAUGAUGCAGUAAAUAUAGCAAGGCUUUAAAGUCAAUUACUAGUGUUACACAGUCACAAAGUAGAUUGGCUCUUACCAAGGUGAAUUUAGCUGUGUCAACUAAUAGCUUUUAUAUAGUAUGUAACAAAUCUGAGUUUUAUUAUGCUGUGAAUUAUUCAAUGCAUUAUGAGAAAUUAUAGUGUAAACAAUGUUAAUCAUACUUUUGGGCUUCAUAAGUCAAUGUGCUUGCCCUUUGUUUUCUUUCCCUAACUGAUCUGCUUAUAUUAGUUUCUGGUUCCUAGUCAGUAUUCUAUUAGCUCAUUAUCAUUAGCGCACUAACUUAAAAGCUAGAUUAACAUCAAAAUAACAAUAGCAGUACUAACUGCCAAGGGCUCAUAGAAUGCAGUCUCACACGCUAGAACUAGACUAAAGGUAAUUGAGUAGUUAUUUGCAGUGUUUCCUUGUAACACCUAUAUGUUUAAGAUUUCUAAGGUAUUUAAAAAUUACCUUUGUUACAGUCCUUAGAAAUACAGAAAUUUCCAGGGAUUCACUACAUUACAGUGUUUGCCUAAUUUAUACUGCUCUUCACUGUUGAUUUUAAUGAACUUUGAUGUUUACUUUCCAAAACAUAAUUUAAUUUGGAAUAUGUACUUUGGUUCUUCAUGAGUGCAUUUUGGGAAAAAAAAAAAAUAUACCUUUGCAGGCUGGACAACUUCAGUUUGUGAUGUGUUAAGCAGUAUUUUAAAAAUAUAAUUCUACACAUGUAAAGUAUAGACAUGACAAUAAACCAAAUUGUAUUUAAGACUAAAUUUACUACCCAUUUUGGAUAAUAAGAUAUUCCCAUACCACUCUUAUAUUGCCAUAUUAACUUUUCUGUUUGAUAGCACUUUUGACCAUGGACAGGAGCAGGAAAAAGGAUAUAUUUUUAUAGAAUUAUUAUGUCCAGAAUGACUUCAGACCUGCAUGAUACAGUGCAAAGAGCACUGACUAGUAGUUACUCUCCUUUUUGGAUUCAGAGCUUCUCACAAAUAAAAUGAGUGGAUGAAACAUGGUAAAACUAUCACAGCAUCCCUUUGUCUUCUCUUCUGCUCGCAGUGUACUUCGGUACUACUCUGUCUCACCCGAUUCUUACACUAGGACUUCUGAAGAAUGCCGUCGUUUCUCUUCUUUGAUCCUGGGCUGCUCCUCUUGUUUUACAGAGGGGAGCCAUUGAUUUUCUCAUCGAUGGCACGGCUGACACCAGAACCCCUGUCUGACUACUAGUCAGAGGCACUUUACUUGUACCAUGAAAUAAAUUGAAAUCAUUAUAAAGCAGCAAAAUCUGAUAAUGCCUGCCAGCUUUCCUUGUGUUUUGAUAACAAAGACUGCAAAUAUUCUGAAGAACCUGGAUAUAAAAUUAUCUUGAAGGAAUAGGUUAGGAUUUGAAGCCAUUAAAUUAUAGGAACUAUUACAUUUUUGUAAUAACAAACAUUAAUAAAAGCAAAACAUGGUAAGGUCAUUUUAAUUCACCAUAUACUUACCAAAGUCUUGAUGUUUCCAAAUGAAAGGUAACCUAGGGCUUGGAUUCAGUUUGGCUGAAUCCUAACAUCUAUAAAUACGAUUCUGUGGACAUCUUUUUCCAUUUACAUACGUUUAUCCACUUAAAUAAGGAGAAGGAAGCAAGGUUUGAUUAAAUAAACUUUUCUCUGCAUUGGUCUUUUCACUGACUUGUGUUCUAGAUUUUCUUAUUUUUCCUCAACAACCCCCUGCCUUGGGUGUUAAUUUUAAACAGGGAAAGCUUGCUACAUUAUAAAUAUUGCUGGCAACAUUUAUUUUACACAAAGGCCUAAAGGUUAACUUUUGGAAAUGAUGAGCUACCUUUCUAUAUGUGUUUACUUGUGCUUUGUGAUAUUUCUGGAUCAUUCCAGUCAUAAAGACUUAUUACAUGUAAUAUUUCUUGCUACCUGUGAAAAGGAAUAUUUUAAAGAAUGUAUAACCAACACUCCAUUUACUUUUUAUUAGUAUGUAGAGGAUUUGUAUCUAAUUCAUGAAUGUAGUUUUACUGUAGUUUGUCAUUGUAAAUGGAACAAAAAGUACAUUAUCUUUAUAGUUAUUCUAAAAUGUACAUUAUGUAAGAAUUGUAAAUAUUAUACUUGAUUAAAUACUUUGUAUGCUGAAGAAUUAUGAUAAUAAGUCAAUAAAAAUCUCACCUCUGGCAUAGUU
Molecule: messenger RNA, 7333 nt
Organism: Neofelis nebulosa (Clouded leopard)
Lineage: Eukaryota; Metazoa; Chordata; Mammalia; Carnivora; Felidae
Gene: ACAP2
Product: ArfGAP with coiled-coil, ankyrin repeat and PH domains 2
Exons: 24
Coding region: 520-2850 (776 amino acids)
Cellular component (GO): cytoplasm; endosome membrane
Molecular function (GO): GTPase activator activity; protein binding
Source: RefSeq, a predicted model, not a curated record